Molecule: messenger RNA, 824 nt
Organism: Hemibagrus wyckioides
Lineage: Eukaryota; Metazoa; Chordata; Actinopteri; Siluriformes; Bagridae
Gene: dctn6
Product: dynactin subunit 6
Exons: 7
Coding region: 64-645 (193 amino acids)
Biological process (GO): mitotic spindle organization
Cellular component (GO): dynactin complex
Molecular function (GO): dynein complex binding
Source: RefSeq, a predicted model, not a curated record
GAUGUCUGAAGCCGUCUGUAGUAAACAGGGCGUGUAAUCGAGAACUAAAUCAUCGAUUCAAUCAUGGCGGACCCCAAACAAGCAAACCAGAAAAGUGUUAAAAUAGCUGCUGGUGCAGUGGUGUGUGUUGAGAGUGAAAUAAGAGGUGAUGUCACCAUUGGGCCGAGGACGGUGAUCCACCCGAAAGCCCGGAUUAUUGCAGAUGCCGGUCCCAUCAUCAUAGGAGAAGGCAACCUGAUAGAAGAGCAAGCUCUCAUCAUUAACGGUUAUCCUGAGAACAUCAUGCCUGACACGGAGGGAUAUGAACCCAAGACCAUGACGAUAGGCACCAACAAUGUUUUCGAAGUCGGCUGUGUCUCCCAAGCGAUAAAAAUUGGAGACAACAAUGUCAUCGAGUCUAAAGCUGACGUGGGCCGUAACGUGAUCCUGACUAGCGGCUGCAUCAUCGGCGCGUGCUGUCGGCUCAACACGUGUGAGGAGAUUCCAGAGAACACGGUCAUCUACAGCUCCAACUGCAUGAGGAGAGUACAGACCGAGAGACCACAGCCCCAGACUCUGCAGCUGGACUUCCUGAUGAAGAUUUUACCCAACUAUCACCAUCUGAAGAAGACGCAGAAGGUUAACCCGACUCCCGCCCGGACCUGAAUUCAUUGCGCAUCACAGCUUAGCUCUUCUAAAGGCUAAAAUAACAUAUAACCUAUCAGUUUGGCUUCCUUCAUGUGCCAAGGUUCACUACAGUCAAAAACCUAUUAAUUCUGUGCUGUCUUGUAUUCAACUCUGAUUAUUUAUUGUUGUCUGAUAUUAAAGGCUUUCUCAUCUAUCUA